AUGGACUAUCAAUACAAGUCAAUCAACAGAGGUGAACACUCCAUCUUUGGUCAGAUCAGAAAACAAGGCGUGGAUCCGGAGAACCAUGUGUUCGUCUUCAACCUUCGCUCCUAUGAUCGACUCAACAAAACACCAGCGAUGAAGAAGAUGGAAGAUGAAUCUGGUGUUACUUACCAAGAAGUACAACGUGCUCAAGCUGAAGAAAUCAUGGCUUCGGGUGUUCACGGAGGUGCUGAAUCAUCCUCAUCAGAUGAGGGCGAAUCUGAAGACGACGAGAAAGAGCACUAUUCGAGCCGCAAGAAGAAGUUUGAGGCCCGUAGAGCGGCAGCUGGCCUUAGAAAAGAUCAGGUCAUCAGCGAAGACAGUGUGGCUAAGAACGCUAUGUUGGGGGAGAAGAAGGUCAGCGAGGAGAAGUGGGAUGAAAAUGACCCGGAGCAGGAGAAGGCGAACUGGGUUCAAGAAGAGCUCUACGUCCAUGGCAAAGUGAGUCCAUUGUUGUCUUCGAACGCUACAUAA
Aureobasidium musti is the source of this 516-nucleotide messenger RNA. The record is from the annotation of a GenBank genome assembly. Lineage: Eukaryota; Fungi; Ascomycota; Dothideomycetes; Dothideales; Saccotheciaceae.